GAAAGUUUGUCUGUGUGUGUGUGUGUGUCUGUUUGUGUGAGUGAGUUUGAGUCAGUGAUGGAAAGUAACAAAGUAAAUGUGUACUGUAAGUAUACAAAGUACCUACAAUUGAAUGAGCUAUACAAUGCUGUUUUCUACAAGGAUCAUCAACUGGUGAUGAUGCUGACUUUUCCCUGGUGACCUUUAACCUUGAUAUUUUAGCAUUAUAUCAAGGAUGUACCCAACAAAUGCAUAUUUAGGAUCCGUAGGAAAAGCAAAGGAGCAGGUGUGCAAAGACAUCACUUUCAGAGCGAGGCCAGCUGUUUCCCCUUAUUUCCAGUCUUUGUGCUAAGCUAAGAUAACCGGCUACUGGCUGUAGAAAAAUGCUGUUUAUCGUACGCAAAUUUGCAUUUCCUACGAUGGCAAAGGAAUGUUCUGUUCUAUUCUGCCUUUGAUUGGCCAUUAAUUGCUGCCUUUGUUGGAUUGGUUGGGCUUAGUUAUGAGGAGUGAGAUUGGUUAGGGUUAGGGUAAGAAUACCAGGGUAAGCGAAUCAGAUGCAGAGUAAGGCAGGGUAGGGUGGGACAUUCCUUUCCCAUCCUAGUAAACACAACUUUUCUUAUUGUACAGGCAUGAGAGUGGUAGCUCUUUCAUCUAACUCUCGGUAAAUCAACGAAUAAACUUUUCUCCCCAAAAUGUAAAACUAUUCCCUUAAGUAAAUAUUGCUGACAAUAAUUAUGCAUUUUAUAUUUAAGUAAGGCUUAAAAUAGGACUCAUAAUGGAAAAUGUCUAUAUUGUGGUAUUGCUUCUUUUACUUAAUGGACUAGUGUGUAGGAUUUACUAAGUGGUGAGGUUGCAGAUUGCAACCAACUGAAUACCCCUUCCCUCACCCCUCAAUUUCCAAGCAUGUAGGAGAACCUACGGUGGCCUUCAGGUGACGUAAAAACGUGAAAGACCCUCUCUAGAGCCAGUGUUUGGUUUGUCCCUUAAUAGCUACUAUAGAAACAUGGCAGACUCUGUGGAAGCAGACCCAUCCUUAUGUAGAUAUGAAGUGCUCAUUCUAAGCUAACGAAAACACUACACUAAUCAAAACAUAACUAUGAAUAUUAUAUCCCAUUUCUGUCAAUAAAUCCCCCUAAACAAAUCCAGUAAACCCUUUUUUGGUUUGAGUGCCAUGACUGUGAAUGUAAAGAUGUUCAAUAACUUGUAUAGACCUGUUUGUGCCAGUGUGUUUGUGUGCAUUUCUGGUUGGUCUCACGUUUUAAUCAUGGCUUCAUCUCAAGGAUUUGUGCAGGAACAGUAGGCGUAUAGAUUUGCUAUUCAUUACUGCUGGUGUCUGGACAGUACUAUUGUUGUUACCAUGGCGAUCGAGAACAAUGCUCUUACUUGUCUUUUAUCUUUUGGCAUCAGAAGAUUUGUUGAUUAUGGAGAAGGUUGCCUGUGGCAGUUCCCUGGUUUCAGCUGUGGUUUGUUCCUCAGGUUUAUAUACUGUGAAGAUGCUCAAUAUUUGCUUCAUUUGUCAGAUGCUAUUUUUAGUUGUUUGGACUGACAGCAGGAGUGUGUUGGAGCUCUGAACAUUCUCUCCUAUCAUUCCUCUCAGAUUCUUUUUCUCCUCCGCUUUCAUGUUUAUAGCAGUAUUUUCAUCAUCAUCACAUAAAAUGUGUCUAAGUUGUAUUAAAACCUUUAACAUCCUCCCUUCCUAUGUAUGUGUUACAUUUCCUCCUCACACCCCACCCCACUUCUUCCCCAAAGACCCCUUUGCUCCCUCGGAUGGUAGCACCAACACAGCGUCUUCAGGUCUAGACCUUUUCGGCAUGAUGACUGUGGAGAAUAAUAACCUGGGUAGUUCACUGGAUGCCUGUUUUAGCUCAUCCCCCUCCCCUUCCCCGCUCUUCACCUCUGCAUCCAUCACCAUCACCACCACUGCAACCAUUUCAGCUCCCAGCGCUGCCAACCCUGCGACUGACCUUUUCAGCGAUCUCUUUGAUUCCAUGCCAGACACAAGCUUCACCAAAGCAGACCCCGCUCCCAGUGUUGACUUGUUUACAGCAGCAGAUAUGUUCAGCUCCCCUGCCCCCAUCCUCUCCUCCGCACCCCCACCCAAAAUUGACACGGGAGCCAUCAUGAACCUGUUUGGUGGUGGGUAACUCACAUGUCCGGCUGCCCUCACUCUGCCUCCCUUGUUCAUGAAGACAUUACUAGAGAAGAAGAGUAAAAUCUGGGAAACAUCAAAUGAAACUACUUAAAUUAAUAUUAGGCUUUAUAAAUACUGGGAAGUUAUGCUAUUGCAUAUUGUACUUGUGUGUUGAAACUCAUAGAUAUCUUGUAACAAUGGGAAUACCUGAGAUGAAUCUUGAUCAUGCUGAAAUAGUCAAAUUAUUUCUGAACUGCAAGCUACGACUUCACUUUUGUUUUUUGUUUUUUACUUUCCUCUUUUUUCCUGGCCUUGGUGUCUCUGAAAAUGCAGGUGGAUGCUUUACUGCGACUGUCAAAUGAGUAUGGCAUUAUGCUGAGAUGUGUGGAUGUGUGCAUAUGAAAGCAAUAUUUCCUGGUUUUAUGUAAAUAUACAUAAUUGUGUAUUCAGUCUUCUUAUCUAACUCUAUGCACUUUGUUUGGCAUUACCAGCGUGAAGCCGAAGGCUGACUAUUACCCCUUCUUUGCCCUUAUGCUGCGAUGGCUCAACAACCUACUUUGACCUGGCAUGGCAUGGCAUGGUUUGGUGUAUUUUGGGUUGA
Messenger RNA from Sander lucioperca (pikeperch), 2711 nucleotides. RefSeq names its product clathrin coat assembly protein AP180. The coding region runs from base 1599 to 2123 and encodes 174 amino acids. Lineage: Eukaryota; Metazoa; Chordata; Actinopteri; Perciformes; Percidae. The record is from RefSeq and is a predicted model, not a curated record. The transcript is spliced from 3 exons.